UGUUCAAUAUACAUAUUUAAAUUGAAUAGCAAACUGAUAAAUGAUUGUUAUCUUCUUUUGAUAGACUUGCACACUAAUCAUAGCCACAUCUAACGGAAAAAUAGCUGCAUUGCCUGCACUGAUGUGCACAAGUGUGUGUGUGGGUGUGACUGUAUGUGUAUCAGAGUAAUCGCAAUCGAUGUCGAGUGUUGCCGAACCGAUAAAUUGACCGCGCAGCAAAACAAAGGCGUCAGUUGGCGCUGAAGAGCCCUCGACACUGGUUUAUUUGCUGUUCGCUUUCAUAGCGCUCAGUUUGAACGGGAAUACGUAACGUAAGCUAAGAAAACCCGUUUCAGAUUGUCUGUUUAUUAUUCCCCGUGCGUUCGAUUGAUUAUUGUUGUUAUAAAAACUAACAAGACAAAAAAAGCAGCAAAAUGAAGUUGUUGCCGCUUGCAGUGGCAUUAAGCGUUUCGUUGGCCUUUGGCUGUCUGCCAACACCUGGGGCAGCUGCGGGAGCCGACGAUCUGGUUUACGGCUACGAAUGCCACUCUGGCGUCUGUCGCAAGGUGGAGCUGAGCGAGGACAACUUUGCCAAGGCAAUCAGUCUGCCCGUCUGCCGUCUCUUCUGCAGCAGCAGCAUUGGCACACUGUGGCCCAAGCCCACAGGCGCUGUGCAGCUUGAACCGCUGAUGCGUCAAGUGGACAUCACCAAUAUUAAAAUCCAAAGGCCUGGGGGCGUCAAUAAAAGGGACAAAGUUUGGCGGGACACCGAGCGACGUUGGAUGGACUUGGUACACGCCAAGAUACCCAAUCUCAAGCUGCUGCGUUCGGGUGGCUAUCAAUUGGCGGUAGUCAUAAAUACCGCUGAUAGUGCGAAGCCCACACGCCUCACCCUCGACACCGACGAGAGCUAUGUGCUGCAAAUUGGCACCAACUCCACCGCUGGCCAGGUGACUGCCAACAUUACGGCGGACAACUUUUAUGGCGCACGCCAUGCGUUGGAGACGCUCAAUCAACUGAUUGUCUACGACGACAUUCGCCGCGAACUCCAGGUAACAGCGAACACCAGCAUCAGCGAUGCACCCGUCUACAAAUGGCGCGGACUCUUGCUGGACACGUCGCGCAACUACUUCUCCGUGAAGUCCAUCAAGCGCACAUUGGAUGGCAUGGCCAUGGUCAAGCUCAACACCUUCCACUGGCACAUCACCGAUUCGCACAGCUUCCCGCUCGAGGUGAGCAAGCGCCCCGAGCUGUCCAAACUGGGAGCCUAUACGCCUAGCAAGGUUUACACGCACAAGGACAUCGAGGACAUAGUGAAUUAUGGACGUGUGCGUGGCAUUCGUGUUAUGCCCGAGUUCGACAGUCCGGCGCAUGUGGGCGAAGGUUGGCAACACAAGAACAUGACUGCCUGCUUCAAUGCGCAGCCAUGGCAAAAGUUUUGCGUUGAGCCGCCUUGUGGACAACUGGAUCCUACGGUUACCGAGAUGUACGAUGUGCUGCAGGACAUUUUCAGUGAUAUGUUUGAUCUCUUUGAUCCCGACAUUUUCCACAUGGGCGGCGAUGAAGUCUCUGUGGGCUGUUGGAACAGCAGCGAAACAAUACGCAAUUGGAUGACAAAGCAGGGCUGGACUCUGAAUGAAGCCGAUUUUAUGCGUCUGUGGGGCCAUUAUCAAACUGAAGCUCUUAAGCGUUGGGAUAACGUGACUUCGACAGCGGCAGCACCAACGCCCAUUGUGCUCUGGACGAGCACACUGACCGAGGAGCCGUACAUUGACGACUAUUUGGAUCCACAGCGUUACAUCAUACAAAUCUGGACAACUGGCACCGACAAGGUGAUCAAGAAGAUAUUGAAACGCGGCUAUCGCAUCAUUGUGUCCAACUAUGAUGCACUUUACUUUGAUUGCGGCGGUCCUGGCUGGGUAACGGAUGGCAACAACUGGUGUUCACCCUACAUUGGCUGGCAGAAGGUCUACGAGAAUAAUCUCACCCAAAUCGCUGGCGAUUAUCAGCAUCAUGUGCUCGGUGCCGAGGCAGCAAUUUGGUCCGAACAGAUCGAUGAGUAUACGUUGGACAAUCGCUUCUGGCCGCGAGCCAGCGCCUUGGCCGAACGUCUGUGGUCGGAUCCCGUUGGCGCUGAUGGUGGCUGGAAGCAGGCGGAGGCACGCAUGCUCUUGCAUCGCGAGCGUCUCGUGGAGAAUGGCAUUGGAGCGGAGGCAAUGCAGCCGCAAUGGUGUCUGCAGAACGAGAACGAGUGCCCCAUUGAUGCGUAUGCUUAGCUAAAUGCUUGGGUAGCAUAAGCAUUUUACAAAUUGUUAUUCUUAUUAUACAGAUAUACAGCUGCUUAUUGGGAUGGCCACAUCCACAGCCAACUCAGUCUGCUCUUUGCUGUUGGUUUAAUGCUUUGCGUCUGCAAUAAAAUCCACUUGAGAGUGUGCGAGUGACUCGUCGUUUAAUUAAUCAUAUCGUUAAAUGAGAUUAUUUUCGUGGUUUUUGUUAUGUUGUUUAUGAAUACAAUGUGUGUUGUUUAGAUUAAUUACUAAUUAAUGGAUGCACCUCCCGCUCACAGCCCCUUUUUACAGGGAUAUGUUCAGUUUACUCGUUCCACUGCUCCUCGUUGCGUCCGAAUUUGUACACCAAGCUUCCGAAUAGUAUGAAGACAUUCUGCAGUAGCAGCGCCACACCUAGGCUUGUUUCCUUUUUAUCUGUAUGAACAAGGAUUCGAUUUGUAUCGCUGGACAAAUUGAACAGUAUCUACUUUCAAACUUACCAUUGUUGAUAAAGUCUGAGAUCAUCACCCAAAUGGCCGCAAUGAUCGACGCAAAUCCCAUGAUGAAGCCAAGGAGCAGCACGAUCUUUGCAUUUCUCGCUCCCCAUUCCGAGGUGUUAUCUUCCGAAAUCUAUAACAAACAAAAGAAUUGCACAUAAGACGGAGUGACUCAUUUUUCUUUGUACCUAUGUAUGAAGUGCGUAUAUACAAAUAUUAUUGUCACUUACAUGUUCGCCUUUAACAAUGUUGAUCAUGGCAAAGCUAAGGGUGCCAAAGAUGCCGAUGAAAACAUGUCCUGUCGUUAUCUGGUGCUGAUUGUCGCCAGACAUGGCAUCGAUUAUUAUCCACCACCCUGUGAAGAACUGCAGGAGUAAACAUUUUUUAUCAAUUACGCACAAUUCCAUUAGCUGGCAUACUAUCAUUUACUACGUACCAGAAAGCCGGCUAUAAUAGCCGAAGUUUUGUUCACCCAUGCUUCGGAUGAAAACCACUCUCUAAUGUUUUCAAUAAUACCCAUUUUGUGUUU
Drosophila sulfurigaster albostrigata is the source of this 3272-nucleotide messenger RNA. It is a transcript of the gene Hexo1, whose product is annotated as chitooligosaccharidolytic beta-N-acetylglucosaminidase. Gene Ontology annotation, biological process: ganglioside catabolic process; glycosaminoglycan metabolic process; carbohydrate metabolic process. Gene Ontology annotation, cellular component: membrane. The transcript has 3 exons. The record is from RefSeq and is a predicted model, not a curated record. Bases 414 to 2255 code for a protein of 613 amino acids. Gene Ontology annotation, molecular function: beta-N-acetylhexosaminidase activity. Lineage: Eukaryota; Metazoa; Arthropoda; Insecta; Diptera; Drosophilidae.